AUGGCUGCGACGGCUGGAAGGCUUGAGCAGCUUCUAUCGGCGACAAUGGUGGCGACGCCGGCGAUGGUCGCCUUGUUCGUCCCCUUAAUCGUGCAGCCGAAUACAGUCGUCGUGCAGCGGAGCCCGGUCGCUCCCGCGGAGGUCCUCUCCUCCGCCUCUGCAGCGCCGGCCUCUGUGGCGCCGGUCUUUCCUUCCGGCCGCAUCGACUCUCCUGCUGUGUCAAAAGCGGAGCUGCCCGCUGCCCGCCUGGCCUCUGCGCUGCGGAGCUCGCAGCAGGCACUGCGGCAGCAGCAGGAGGCCGCCGCCACCGCGCUGCGGCAGCAGCAGGAGGCCGCCACGACUGCGCUCCGGGAGCAGCAGCAGACGGCCGGCGCCGCGCUCGCGGCGUCGCGGAUCGAGCUCGAGAAAAGUCUCAAGGAGGCGCCACCGGCGCUGGAGCGGUCGAUCCGGGAGGAGGUUGCGCCCGCCGUCGAGCGCUCCCUCAAGGACGCGGCGCCAGCGCUCGAGCGCGGCCUCAGGCAGGACGUGGCGCCUCUGUUCUCGAGAGCGGCGGCCGAGCUUCCACCGGCGAUCGGGCAGGCGGCCUCGCCGCAGGUCGCAAAGGGCCUCGCCGCAGCCGGCGGGACACUCUGGACCUCGGCGCAGCCGGCGGCGAGCGGUGUGGCUGCGGCGGCGAGGCAGGCCGCAGAGUCGGGCGCCGCGCAGGCCAACGGCGCGCUGCAGCGGGCGGUCGCGCCGCUCGCGGAGAGCGAGGGCGGGAAGGCGGUGGCGGGGCAGGUGAGGGCGGUGGUCGAGGCGGCG
Emiliania huxleyi CCMP1516 is the source of this 801-nucleotide messenger RNA. RefSeq lists its product as hypothetical. The transcript has 5 exons. The annotation marks the transcript as partial. The record is from RefSeq and is a predicted model, not a curated record. Lineage: Eukaryota; Haptophyta; Isochrysidales; Noelaerhabdaceae.